ACAUCGUGGACCAAUGAGAAUCCGACAACGCACGAGCCGGGUCCACGUUAGGUCACUUCCACAAGCACGUUGCAGGGUAAAGGUGUGCGAAAUUUAUUAGAAAUUAGACUCUCAUCGAAGGCAAGAUGAAGAUUGUCGUCGUAGCUCUUGCUCUUAUCGCCGCUGCUCAGGCCAGCGACGUCCUCGAAUUAACAGAUACCGACUUUAAAUCUAAAGCUGCUCAACAUGAAUUGACCCUUGUCGAGUUCUUCGCACCGUGGUGUGGCCAUUGUAAAAAGCUUGCUCCGGAAUAUGAAAAGGCUGCAACGACUCUGAAAUCAAAUGACCCUCCUGUCGCUUUGGCCAAGGUUGACUGUACUGUCCAGACUGAAGUGUGUAAACAAUAUGGGGUCUCGGGGUACCCAACCCUGAAGAUCUUCAGGAAUGGUGAAUUUGCUGAAGAAUACAACGGCCCCCGAGAGGCAGGUGGCAUUGUCAAACUCAUGAAGUCCAAGGCUGGGCCUUCCUCCAAACUUUGUGAAUCCGAAGAGGACUUGAAGAAGUUCCUGGCAGUGGAGGAAUAUGGAGUAGUUGGCUUUUUUGGUUCCAAGGACGACGAACUGGCCAAGAUAUUCAAGACUACGGCUGAUACCAUGUCCAGUGAUCUGCGAUUUGCUCACACAUACAGCAAAGAUGUUGCAAGGAAAUUCAAACGCUCAGAUGAAAUUGUAAUCUAUAGACCCAAAAAAUUCCAGAGCAAAUUUGAAGACAAAGAGGUCGCCUUUGAUGGGGAUGUGAAGGAAUACAAAGUAAAGGCGUGGAUUGAAGACACAAGCAAGGGCCUGUGUGGGCAGAGGAAGCAAGACAACGCCGACCAGUUCAAGAAGCCUUUGUUUGUAGCAUACUACGAUGUCGACUAUGUCAAGAAUAUUAAAGGAACAAACUACUGGAGAAACAGAGUGAUGAAGGUCGGGAAGAAGAUUAGGGACGAGGGCAAGACUGUCUACUUCGCCAUCAGCAACAAGGAGGAAAUGAAGUUUGAGCUGAAUGAGAACGGUAUCGACGACAUCUCCGGUGACAAGCCAUUUGUCUGCGCCAGAGAUACACAGGAUAAAAAAUACAGGAUGGAGGGAGACUUCAGCAUGGAGACAUUUGAACAGUUUGUGAGGGAUGUUCUUGAUGGGAAGGUGGAUCCCUACCUCAAGUCUGAAGCCGUCCCGGAGCCUAAUGAUGAGCCGGUCAAGGUUCUCGUGGCCAAGAACUUCGAUGAAAUUGUCAACAACAAGGAGAAGGAUGUUCUUAUUGAAUUUUAUGCUCCCUGGUGCGGCCAUUGUAAGAGUUUGGCCCCGAAAUAUGAUGAAUUAGCAGAAAAGCUUAAGGAUGAGCCAGAGAUCACGAUAGCCAAGAUGGAUGCUACAGCAAAUGAUGUAGGAAAACCAUACGAAGUCUCUGGAUUCCCAACACUAUACUUUGCACCCAGGAACUCAAAGAGUGCUCCCAAAAAAUAUAAUGGAGGUCGUGAGGUCGAUGACUUCUUGAAGUAUCUGGCAAAAGAGUCUACAAACCAACUGAGGGGAUACGAUAGAAAUGGAAAGAAAGUUAAAUCUAAGAAGACAGAGCUUUAGAGGAGAUUGUUAUUGUACAGAUGUAAGAAUAUUCCGCAGUAGCUAGCCUCAUCAUCUCCCCCCCCCCCUCGAUUCUGUUGGCAGGAGCGAUAGUUUCAUUGGCUGCGACAUGGCAAGUGGAAUUACUGUUCUUGUCUGUCUGCUGUCAUUAGCUCAAAACAUGUACAUUUUAUACUGUCAUUCUUUUAGUUCCCACUGUUUGAUGUAUAUUUUGAAGAUGUCAACUCAUUUAUCCGGGGAGUGCUUGGUGUUUGUCAUGAUAAUCAUGAUUGUGAGUUUGUUCAUUUCUAAAUCCGACGCUUCCAAUCUUCCCUGACUUAAUAACUAAACUCACUAUACAGAUAAGUAUCAUAAAGCCUGUCAUCUCUACCUAACAUGUUUUUACUCAGUUGGAAACUUUUCCUUAAUUAUUUAUUCUUCUUUGUAAGAUGAUUAAUUUUAUAGAUUGAUCUGUCUGUAUACAGGUUUACAGAGGUUCAUUUUAUGCUGACAUGUUAUUUAUGUGCCAUCGGGAUACAGUACUCUGAAGUCCGUACGUCGCCAUCGUCAUCAUGUGUUGUGCAUUACUCGCCUAAUGCGUAUGUUUGGCUAUUUGUUAAAAUUUUCAUACAUGCAAGAUGUAUAAAUGAUAGUUAUAUCGAAAGUAAAUAUUACAUUUCA
Haliotis rufescens (red abalone) is the source of this 2264-nucleotide messenger RNA. Its product is annotated as protein disulfide-isomerase A3-like. Gene Ontology annotation, cellular component: endoplasmic reticulum. Gene Ontology annotation, biological process: protein folding; response to endoplasmic reticulum stress. Gene Ontology annotation, molecular function: protein disulfide isomerase activity. The coding region runs from base 126 to 1604 and encodes 492 amino acids. NCBI's taxonomy places the organism in Eukaryota, Metazoa, Mollusca, Gastropoda, Lepetellida, Haliotidae. The transcript has 13 exons. The record is from RefSeq and is a predicted model, not a curated record.